AUGACCCUUUCUACCAGCGAAGACGCUGUUGGCUCCGAUCCGCUAGACGUGCAGACACUGGCCGCCAACUUCGACACGCUCAUGGCAAACAUCAACAAGAGAACCCAGCAGCUCGCAGAACAGGUGUACGAACACGUGCAGGAGAAGAAGCAGAUUUCCGACGAAAACCUGACUGCGAUCGAGGCAAAGUUGCAGCAGUUUGGAGGAUUGCUUGAUAAAUGCAACGACCUAAACACAGAAAUAGACAAACUCGAACAGCUACAACUGUUCACGCGUGACUUCAACCUCCGACUUCAAUCCUUAAGCGAUACACUCAGACGUGUUAAAACGUGA
Molecule: messenger RNA, 333 nt
Organism: Pichia membranifaciens NRRL Y-2026
Lineage: Eukaryota; Fungi; Ascomycota; Pichiomycetes; Pichiales; Pichiaceae
Exons: 1
Coding region: 1-333 (110 amino acids)
Biological process (GO): endosome organization
Cellular component (GO): BLOC-1 complex
Source: RefSeq, a predicted model, not a curated record